This is a messenger RNA of Micromonas commoda, 795 nucleotides long. RefSeq lists its product with no specific name. Lineage: Eukaryota; Viridiplantae; Chlorophyta; Mamiellophyceae; Mamiellales; Mamiellaceae. The transcript is spliced from 2 exons. The record is from RefSeq and is a predicted model, not a curated record. Bases 1 to 795 code for a protein of 264 amino acids.
AUGCCCCCGCCCGCUCGAGCAUCGCCGCCUGCGCAGGCGUCCCCGUCCUACGCCCCCGAGUGUCCGCCCGAGGCGGUCCGCGACGACGGCUGGGUCGGGGUCGUGGGCAUAGGCUCGCUCCUGUCGGAGAGGUCGGCGAGGCACACGUCCCCGAACCUGCGCGGGUUCAAGACCGUGCGGCUGAGGGGAUACAGGCGCGUGUUCGCCCACACCGCGCCCGUCUUCUUCGAGCGUGGCAUCGCCGACGGGAAGACCCGGGAGGUAUCGUCAUUAUCGAUGGAAGCCUUGGAGCCCGGGGACGAUCCGCGCGAGGCGCACGGCCCGCGCGGCCUGGUGGCGACGUACUUCGAGAUACCGGGCGAGGAGUUCCCGGCGCUGGCGGCGCGAGAGGCGGAGUUCGAGCUCAGGGCGGUGACGUACGAAGACGACGAAGACGACGGAGAAGGAGGGGGCUCGGAUGGAAAAAAAGCCAUCCUGUGCGUCCGAUCGAGCGACGCCGCGUACGCCGAGAGGCACUGCGAACGGAUGAAAGGGACGGGAGGCGGGGGGGGGUUCGGCGAGGAACGGAUAUGGUACCCCGGCCGGCGCUCGCCGCCGGCGGUGUACCCGACUCGCGCGUACGCCAGGCACUGCGUGUUAGCGGCGAAGUCGCUCGGUCCGGAAGCGCUGGCGAGCUUUCUGGACCACACGUUCCUCGCGGACCGGCGGACGACGCUGAGGACGCACCUGGAGAGGAACCCGUCGCUGAUGGAGACGCCGCCGCCGCCCGAGCUGGCGGAGCGGUACGGCGGUUGA